This is a messenger RNA of Amphimedon queenslandica, 1552 nucleotides long. Its product is annotated as ubiquitin carboxyl-terminal hydrolase calypso-like. The transcript has a single exon. The coding region runs from base 23 to 1399 and encodes 458 amino acids. Gene Ontology annotation, biological process: ubiquitin-dependent protein catabolic process; protein deubiquitination. NCBI's taxonomy places the organism in Eukaryota, Metazoa, Porifera, Demospongiae, Haplosclerida, Niphatidae. Gene Ontology annotation, cellular component: cytoplasm. Gene Ontology annotation, molecular function: cysteine-type deubiquitinase activity. The record is from RefSeq and is a predicted model, not a curated record.
AGUGAAUAAUUUUUAAAACAAAAUGGCGGCAAACAGCAAGUCCUCUUCUUCUCCUGUCAAUCUCUCCAGCGAGUGGUUAGAGCUGGAGAGUGAUCCCGGUCUCUUUACUCUCCUCAUUCAGGACUUUGGAGUGUCCGGAGUUAAAGUGGAGGAGCUUUAUGAUGUCAAUGCUCAGGAGUUCCGUGGGGGCGUGUACGGGUUCGUGUUCCUGUUCCAGUGGGUGGAGGAGAGACGAGCAAGGAAGAAGACCUUCCUUAAUGAUGACUGCUUCGUGACGGAGCCAUCAGUACUGAGGAACAUGUUCUUUGCACACCAAAUUGUAACAAAUUCUUGUGCCACCCACGCACUAUUAAGUAUAUUGCUUAAUUGUGAGGGGGAGGGGCUUGAUUUAGGUCACACCCUCCCUCUUUUGAAGGAGUUUUGUCAUAAUUUGGAUCCGGAGGCAAGAGGUUAUGCAAUAGGGAACAUGCCGGAUUUAGCCACUGCUCACAACAGACACGCUCGACCUGAAGUAGUUAGACCCAGCCCACCUCCAUCCAAAAGGGGCGUAGUCUUGGCAGCCACACCCUCCUACUUAUCGGAAACCUACCACUUUGUUAGUUUUGUCCCGAUUGGGGAGAGGCUGUUCGAAUUAGACGGAUUGAAGGAGUGGCCAAUCGACCAUGGUCCCUGGGCGGAGUCUGAACACUGGACAGACCUGUUUAAAAGGAUAAUAACUCGACGACUGAACGAAGGAGACGGAAUACAGUUCAACCUCAUGGCACUCAUACCAGAUCCACUUCCUCAACUAUCGGAGGACCUUCAGCGAUACCACAGCAGGGAGAGAAGACUGUUGGACACUGCUUAUGGCCUAGCUAGGGAAAGAGUACUGGGAAAGAAGAUUAGCAGUGAAGACUCAAUCAUUGACGUGGAAAAUAUCUCUGAUGAGAAGGAACCCCAACCUCCUCCUUCUGCUAGUAAUGAAGAAGAAGGGAGGUCAUGUUUGAAUGAAAGUGAUUUGAAUAAGAAGAUUGGAGACCUCCUUCAGACCAUAUCAUCCUCUACUGGUCAGGGCAGCUGUUCCGAGACUAACAGUUUAGAACUCGUUGUGAAAGAUAUCACUGAGAACAGGAGCCUUCUCUUCUCGGCUAAAAGAAGAUUUACUGAAGAACUUGAAAGCAGAGAAAGGUAUCGGGUUGAGGCUGAUAGAAGGACUCACGAUUAUGAUCGGUUCUUUGGAGAAUACUUUAAAAACCUGGCAGCACAUAAGCUCCUUCCACAAAGGAUGUUGGAGGGAAGGAGGAACAACCGGAGGAGCCACAAGAGAGGACGAGGGAAGAAACUAACAACAGCUGCAACUAAAAACAAAACAAUAACUAACGGAAGUAACAACAGCACUGGACACUCUGUCUAUUACUGAAUUAAUGUGUAGUCUCAAUUGUACACUAUAAGUUUAUUGUUUAUAAUGAAGUUCAAUUUACUGAUCGGAAUCAGCUCACACAAGUACAUCUAUAUGCAUCAGGGAAUACACUACCAGUCACUUUUGAUGAAAUGAGUUAAUUGGUUUACAAUG